This is a messenger RNA of Gymnodraco acuticeps, 7191 nucleotides long. Its product is annotated as transmembrane protein 132C. The record is from RefSeq and is a predicted model, not a curated record. NCBI's taxonomy places the organism in Eukaryota, Metazoa, Chordata, Actinopteri, Perciformes, Bathydraconidae. The transcript is spliced from 16 exons.
CGAGUGUAUACAGACUCUCAAGUUGAGCCCAGACGCGCACACAUGCAUAACACGCACAGCAAGAGAGGGAUAGUCGCAUAGACAGACAGGGGGAGGAAGGAAAAGAAGGAGAGCGCGGACGGAGCUGCUGCCGGGCAAGCGGAAUUUGGAUUUUGUAUGAGCCUUAAGUGACAGAGUUGUCUGGGUUUUGUUGUCUCAAAACCGCACAUGAAGUGGACUUUUUAAUUGGCUGUUGGAGUUCUUCGUCCUCUGCGCCGGUCUGUUUAAACUUUGGAAGAAAGAAAAGUGCGAUAAAGGGAGAGGCAUUGAGGUUUUUCACAGCUUCGGCUGUCCCGUUUGUGUAAUUAAAGCGCACCGAUGGAGAAAGCUCACCACGGGGGAAAACGGGAUCAUUCCUCGGCUCUAUGUUGAAGGAGACACACAACUGACUUUUUUGCUGGUAGUGGGGGAUUAGAAAACAACAACAACCAGUCUUCUCCGGAAUUGCCCAUUAAUUCCUUUUUUAUGACUGACUCCAGAAGGAUUUAUAGUUCACUCCAAACCUCAUCCGCGCGGUGUCUCUGGUCAAGCACAGCGGGAGCGCAGUUUGGUCAAAUUGAGAUUAUUGAUGGCACCGAUGCGGUGUGAGUGAUCUCUCCGGGGGAAAAGGAAGAAGAUUACACAAACUAAACGAUCCCUUUUUCCGUUUUGUGAACAGUCCCGGAGGUUUUUACCGACAGGAGGGAUGGAGACGGUCAGGGGAAGGGGAGGUGCGCUGGUGGGAUGUCGCUUCUGGAAGACGGUGCUUCUUCUUUUCCUGAUAAAAGUGUCGGACAGCCAAGCAGCAGGAGUAGGAGGAGGGUCAGACUCCUCCCAGACCCGUUUCUCCUCCUCCCUCCCCACUUACCUCCCUGUCCAGUGCCAGUUAAGUGGAGCCGACUCCGCUUUCUUUCUGCGGGAAGCCAAUCAGGAGAUCAUGCGAAAUGGCAGCCUAUUAUCGCGGACUGAGCCCUUCUUCCUCCACCAACUGGAGCCGGCCGUGGCCGCUCCACAAUCCCUGCCCAGCGUCAACUGCAGCUACGGAAACCUGAGCAUUGAGCAGCCAAUCCCUGUAGAGCUGCUUCAGGGCCCAGCUCCACAUCUGUUGCCGACAACCAACCAGGUGACUCUGAACUGGAAGGUCAAAGGUCAAGUGGUGUUCCCCAAAGUUGGCUCAACAAGGCCCUGGAUACAGGUAUUGUUUUACCUGGUAGGGCGACGUUGGGAUGAGCCCGACCCCCCUCCUCCAGCCCUCCUCCCAUGUGUCAGAGCCAUAGCCAUCCGUGACACCAGUGAAGCAGCCCCCUCGGCGGGCUGCCGACUCAUGGGACCAUCUGGCAUCUGUGUUGUCCGUCUGGAGAUUCCCCCAGCUUGGUUUACACCACCACAAGUGAGAAAAAGACCUCCUGAAGUGACUCUACCAUCAGUGGAUGUGUAUUACUCGAUAAUACCAAUGGAAGGGGCCGGUCAAGAGUGUCCUUCCAUCGUUAAUGAGCCAUGGCGAGGUCAGAGCGCUAACACCGGGCCUCUUGGACUGGGCCUUGGAGGACAGUGGAGCCUCGGGGAGGAUGUGAGUCUUCAGGACAUGCUGAAAGCCGGCUCAGUGGCGAUGACCUUUGGCAUGGUUUCCGCCAAAGGAGAGAAACUGAGACUGGAUGAAAACGUAGAGGUUCUGGUGCCGCCCAGCCCGGUUCGGCUCGGCAAGACCGUGGCAUUUGGCGUCUACAUGAAGACUGGUUCGAACACGGAACAGUUUACUUUGAGGGUGUGGUUCCAGUCAGGCAUUAACUUCCUGGCUGUGAAACCCAGCAACUUCGUUGCGUGGGAGAUCAAACAGGAAAUGGCGCCCGGAAGCAACUCGUUGGCGGUGAUGUGUCAGAGAAGGGCCUCCUCCACAGCACAGAGGUUGGAAAGUCCCUCAUAUGAAGUGAUGCAGCUGGACUUUGAGGUGGAUAAUGUGAUCAACUUCGUGCCAACCCAGACUCUGCACUGGAACGUCGAGUACCCUGACAUGCAGACGACUUCCAGACAAACAGAGAAAGUCUCGCACCUCUACAUCAGCAACGCAGACAUUCAAGGAAUCGUGCCGCUGGCCGAGGACACAGAGGUGGUGAACACAGCCAUUCUCACCGGUCGGCGCGUCGCAAUGCCCAUCAAACUGGUUACCGUAGAAACCGACGGCAGGUGAGGGAGGUGGACAAACUCUGUCACCUGCAGCUCGACAGACGUGGACGUUCUCAAGGUUUCCCCCAACUGUAACCAGGUCUUGGUGAACGGUAAAGAAAUGCGCGGUCGGCAGUCUCUGGCGGUGAACUUCACCUACCUGCACCUUUCUGCCACGCUGCAGCUCACCGUGUGGGUGCCCAAGCUCCCUCUGCAGAUAGACGUGUCGGACACUGAGCUGAGCCAGGUCAAAGGCUGGAGGGUACCCAUCAUCACCAACAAGAGGCCUACCAGAGACAGCGAAGAUGAUGAGGAUGAUGAGAGGAAGGGCAAAGGCUGCACCCUACAGUACCAGUACGCCUUGGUGCGAGUCCUCACUCAUUUUGUCGCAGAACCCUCUGACCCCGGAGGUGAGAUGGUCUUCAUGUUGGGUGCGGACUGGCAAGCUGAUAUUACUCAUUUGGUCUACGACCAGCUAAAGGUAGAGGAUCCUCGCAUUGCCAAAUUGAUAGAUGGAAGAAUCUUGAUCGGACGGGACCUGGGAAUUACCACUAUACAGGUUCUUUCCCCACUGUCGGAUUCUAUCCUGGCAGAGAAGACUGUGACUGUGUUGGAUGACAAGGUGACCAUCACUGACCUGGGAGUCCAGCUGGUUGCAUCUCUGUUCAUCAGUAUGACAGCAAGUCCUGGAAAUUACCAGGCUAUACAGCUUACAACUACAGCAACAGACCUGUUACACACACCUAAACAGGAAGCAGCAAUCAGUUCCUGGAUCCAGUACAGUGAUGGUUCAGUGACUCCUCUUGACGUCUAUGAUCCAAAAGACUUUCUUCUCUCGGCUGUGUCAUUGGAUGAGAGCGUCAUCUCCAUAACCAAUCAGGAACAACACUGGCCUAUUGUAGUGGCAGAGGGCGAGGGACAGGGAGCCCUGGUUCGAGUGGAGAUGGUCAUCUCUGAGACCUGUCAGAAGUCCAAAAGGAAGAGUGUGCUGGCAUCUGGAGUUGGCAAUGUGGUAGUGAAGUUUGGAGCAAAAAGUGAAGAGAGGGGUGUGAUGGGUAGAAGUGGACAGGACGACGGAGCAGGGACCGACAACAGCACCAGCGAGCCAAAGGAUGGAGGAGAGUGGAAAUCCAACAGUGCAGCUGUGGAUCGAGAGGAAGGAGCAAUGAGGAAGGUUAGCACAACCACCAAGAGCACAGUAACCCACCGUGCUUCAGGUGGCAAAGCUGCCAGUGGAGGCAGCAGCAGCAGCCGGGGUGGGGUUCCCAGCCAGGCCGGGGACCACAGUAGCUACCCAGCACAGGUGGAGGUACCAGGCACUGGAGAUAGUGAGCUGACUCAGACCACGAGAGGACUGUCGGACCUGGAGAUUGGAAUGUAUGCCCUUCUGGGUGUAUUCUGUCUGGCAAUACUGGUCUUCCUCAUCAACUGCGUCAGUUUUGCAUUCAGAUACCGUCACAAGCAGGUCCCUGUGCUGGAGGCGGGAGACAACAUGAACCACGCCCAUGACUGGGUGUGGCUUGGCAAUGAGGCUGACCUUUUAGCUGACCACUCUGACCAAUGCCAGGGUGGGCUGCAUGACGAGUGCACCACUAUCAUUGACAGGAAUGAGGGAGGAUACGAGGAGAACAAAUACCUCCUGAACGGGGCUGGCAACACCUUGAUGAUGGGCGUGGGCUCAGGCAUGGGAACCAUUAGUGGGAGAGGUGGUCCAGGGGGACAUCGUGGCAUCGCCCAUGGACAAACCCUGCCCAGAUCUGUUGCAGAACCACAUCAGUGCCUUUCUGCAAUGCCUACUAGUGGAACAAAAUCCACUUGCCAAGGGGAGCAUCUGAAUAAUUCCCCCAGGGCCACGGCUGCAGCUGCGGUCGCAGCUGCCAAACGCAAACGCGUCCAGUUCACGUCUUUUGCCACCGUUCUGCCAAAUGAUAAUUCCGGUGGGGGUGGCCCAUACACCAACUCUUCAGUCAUGUUGACCAAUGGCAGUGAGGAUGACAUAAAGUGGGUGUGCCAGGAUAUGGACCUGGGUCAGUCUGAAAUCAGAACCUACAUGGAGAGGCUACAAGACAAUCUGUGACUGAUGGGAAAGGGACAGAGAAAUGGAGGGGCACAGGAUGAGUGCAGGAGGGGGAGUAUGGACAAUGAGUACAAUUCACCUGUAAUGCCUUUGCAAUGGAUGAAGGGAGGGAGACCGGGAGGAAUAUGAGAUCAGUAAAUGAAACUCGAAGUGUUGCCAAGAGUUUAGAAGAUGAUUGAAUGGACAGUGAAGGGGAAGCAUACCUUUAGCUCCCCUUUGGCUGUGGAGAGCAUACUGUCAUUACUUGCUUAAACUGACAUCAAUGGUAGCAAACAAUAAUAAACCUUAUGAGUUCAUUUAUAAUCUAUUAUUUAUUUGUGAAAAUAUUAGUGUAAGAAUCAAUAAUAAAGUUACCAUUGGUUAUAAGUGUUUAUUUUCAGAAUACUAGUAAACCAUUGCGCUAUACAGUAAAUUCAGGGUAUGUUAUUAGACAAACAUUAUCAUGCCACUAUACAUUUAGACCAUGGAUGGUAAGAACAUCAUUUCUGAAGUAUUUUUAAUCAUAUGUAUUGACUGUGGCUUUUGAUUUAUCAUUUAUAAAUCUAGUAUUAAUCAUGAAUUACUAAGUUUGCUGAUGAUUAUGAUUACUGAAAAAAAAGUGCACAUCAAAUAUACUACCUGUUUGUUUUUGUUCCAUCAUGUGACCCAUUUUCUUUUGGCAUUGCUCAUAAAUGAAAUGUAUCAUGUAAACAUAUAUAUAUUCCAAGUACUCAACCAUACCUUCGGACACCUGUGGGGGCUGCCAUUCAGCGUUAAAUACCAUCAUGCUAUUUCCUCAAACAACAGAAUGUUUCAAGAGUUGGAUGAUGAUGUGAAAUACAAAAGACUGUUUCUCCCUUGGAUCCAAGACAGAGGCAUUUAAACCUGCACAAUAACAAACAGGAAAUGACAUUAGCCAUAUUUCAGGCUGACUUCCUUUUUUUGUGAAACCUUCCAGCCAAUGACGGUUUUCUCCCUGUGUUCACAACCAAUCGCAUCAUCCCCAGGCCCCUCCCCUUGUCUGUGACUGGACAGCAUUAGACACUUUUGGAACUGCAGUAUACAGUGAAAUACUCUCUGUGAACUAAAGGGGGACUGACUGAGGUGUCUCAUACAAAACAGAGGCUGCUUGGGCUUUGCAAAGCCCGAGCGAACUCUUAAUAAUGAGGAUUAUUUAAAACAGAAACCAGGAUGGCUACAAGAUAGACCCUUUCCUACAUGGAGCUAACAGGAUAUAAUGAAUGACAUUACAAUACCAAGUGGAGUGACACAAACAGUCACAUAGAUAUUGGUUCAUAAAACAUGUUUGUUUUGUUGAAAAUAAUUAUGUAUUUCUUUUCCUAUUUUUUUUUUUUUAUAAAUAGUUUUUAUUAUGUUUUUCCAUCAAUUUGGAAGAUAUUAAUUGUAGCUUUUUAUUUCCAAGAUUUAUUAAGAUUUUAAGGAUAUAUGAUUAUUUUGUUCUCCUAAAUAUCUAUUUAUUUAAAUUAACAUUUGAGGGGGUGAGGAGGGCAAAAAAAGCCCAAGGGCAAAUAUGAAACAGAUCUGCUGAUGAAUGAUAGCACAUUAAAAGAACAAGUGAAAGGAAGGAGACAGAACAGGUAGAGGUUGCCUCACCUUCUUUAAGCUCAGGUGACGAGUCAUAAAGAACUGACCAUAAAAAAGGAGAAUUGUAAGAUUGUUAAGAUUGCAAUAUUUAUUUAUAAAUGUGUUACUGUUUCAAAGUACACUGUAUGUUGUAGAUAAAUAAACAUGCUUCAAAGUGCUUGUGAAUAAGAUUGCAGAUCACUAGCCAACAACAUAGUGAUAUUUUGUACAUUUUACAGUGCAAAUAUGAUACACAAAACUAUCGGUACCACCUUACAAUAAGACUACCCUUAUAAAGGAUUAAUAAAAGGUUUAUAAGUAGGUUAUGAAUUAGGUUGUAAACACUUUAUUAAUCAUUAAGAACCAUUUAUAAACCAGUUCUAACAUACUUUUCAUACAUUAACACAGGCUCACUAUUUGGCAAGAUGACUAAGCCUUAUAUUGGCUACCUAGGGAGAAUCAAUUCAGUGAACAACAGAUACCAAGGAUGCUGGCUGAUAAAGAAGACGAAGUAAGCUAAGUAGCCAAUAUAAGACUUAGCAGUACAGAUACAUGUGGGCUCACUAUUUGGCAAGCAACCGGUCACAGUUGUCUUGUUUAAUGUCUGUUUAAUGUUUUAAUGAUUUAUAAAGUGUUCACAACUUAAUUAAUUAAUUAAUUACAAACUAUUCGUAAACCCUUAUUAAGGGUAGUCUUAUUGUAAAGUGCUACCAAACUAUCUACCACCACAAUGUGAAAGUGAUCUUAUUGGUUCUUUUUCUAAUAAUGUUCCUGUCUUUGUUUAAAAUAUUGAAUGAGGUCUUGUUUUUGUACAGGGUAGGAAUCAGUUUACCUCUGUCAUGAGAUGUACAAAUUGAAGUAGUUCGUUCAUCAAGCCUGAAAUAGCUUGAGGCUAUUGUGUCCAAGAGAUCCAUUUUAGAAAGAAAACCAAACCAAAUGUGAAGAUAUUUCAAUCCAAAACAGAGGCUGAAUAUGGACUACCACAGAUAUCUCUUGUUUCAAUAAUUUGUCUAACAAGGUGCAUAAUACACUGUACAAAAAUAUAAUUUAUAUUUUUGUUCGGUGUAUCAAUGCACAUAAAGUCACAAUGGCAAAAUUGUAAGGUAAAACAUUAAGGACACAGGAAUCAAAGGAUGGAGAUCUUGAAAAGAAGAAGAAGAAGAACAUUGGCUGCACAGCCUUCACCAAAGCAAUAGAUAUUUUGACUAAUGAUGGCAACUAUACUGUAUGUACUAGACAUUAUUGUAUUUUGCCUCCUAAUGUAGCCACAAAACUGCUGUGAUUGAACGGUUAAGUCAAACGGGAACAACUUUGAUAGUCGCUGACGGUAGAUGUGUAGCAAUGUUUUCAAUAAAAAUAACCUUUUGACU